Misgurnus anguillicaudatus (oriental weatherfish) is the source of this 2103-nucleotide messenger RNA. NCBI's taxonomy places the organism in Eukaryota, Metazoa, Chordata, Actinopteri, Cypriniformes, Cobitidae. The record is from RefSeq and is a predicted model, not a curated record.
ACAAGCGUACUUCCGGUCCGAGAGUUUGUAAACAAUGAAAGGAGAGAUGGAGUCGUCAAGAGGUCUCACCUAAAAAUAUUACCUUAUUGGAUAUCCAGGCCACAAUAAAUACACGUUACAUGUCACACGCGUCUGCAAGGAAUCAAUCAACGGGGCAAGACACAGUUGCAAGCUUUUUCAAAAAUAUAUUUUUGUGUGUGAAAUCGGACCGCGUUUGUUCUGCCACAAACCAGACAGAUAUCAGACACAGAGAGGAGCAACUGUGAAAGGAACCCCUCCGGGACAGAAGCAUUUUAAAAUCCACACAAAGGUAAAUUUGGAGGGGCUGUCGUGAAGCCUGAGCCCAAUGGGGAACUGUCUGUCUUCUCAAGGAGCCGAUGAUCUGUCCUUGCUGAACGAGUCUGAGGGGGCGAGUCUGCCCGGAGAGCCUCCGCCACCCUACCAGGAGCGAGUGCAGGUGCCGGUGUACCAUCCUACGCCCAGUCAAACCCGGUUGGCCACUCAGCUGACGGAGGAGGAGCAGGUCCGUAUCGCUCAGCGGAUCGGGCUCAUUCAACACCUGCCCCGUGGGAUCUUCGAUCCGGGCUCAGAACCUUCUGAUAAGAAGAUCAAAGAGUGUGUAAUCUGCAUGAUGGACUUUGAAUACGGCGACCCAAUCCGGUUCCUGCCCUGCAUGCACAUCUAUCACGUGGACUGCAUUGACGCCUGGCUGAUGCGCUCCUUCACUUGUCCUUCCUGUAUGGAGCCCGUCGAUGCCGCUCUGCUGUCUUCCUACGAGACAAACUGAGAGUGCCCGCGCAUACCAAGGGUCACCGAGUCACGUCAGCCGAAAAAGCUCUGCACUGCUGGCCACAGUAGUAUAAAUAAAGGAAGGUGUGUGUAUUCACAGACUGUAAAACAGUGUUAAGGGCGUUUAAAAACCUUUUACUUGCAUGUCAAAGCGCUUUUCAAACAUAUAUACAUGUAAUGUGAAGUUAAACAAGGUGGAAAACCACCAAAGCAUCUCUGAUGGAAAUAGAGAGCGAUUCAAAGUUAAACCAUUAUGUAUUUUUUUCACGUUCCAACCAAAUUCACCAAAUGUGCAAUGCUUAUAAAAGGGACUCACAUGCCCAUAGUCAAAAUUUUACUAAUGAAGUUAUCACCUAAACCUUUUGAGUCUGGUGGGCGGGGCUAUGAAUGUGCCUUCAAUGGCUUAGUAUUAAAAUGCUGAAAACUUUAUUUAAAUGAGAAACGCAUUUGAAAAUUGAUUUACAUGUCAUGCUAAUAUUUUUGUCAUUACUUGCAGUAUCAUAACACACUAGGCUGUUAAGCUGACUCCGUACUAUAUAUCAUGAUCACUACAAAAAAUCUAAUCUUGCCUGUGUGUAAUGUAAUUUUGUGUUUAGUUGUAUUGAGGUUGGUGAUGAGGUUGUUUAUAGGUGGACUUUAAGUUUUGCCUCGUCAGCUGCUGUUUACAGUGGUUUGGGAAACUUGGUUGCCCAAAUGUCAGAUCCUGUAUGUCUCCAUGUAUAUUUGUCCUGUUCUUGUGAAUCGAACUUUUUAUUGUUUACUAUGAAUUAAUUUUUUUGAUGAGAAUAGUAAUGAUACAAUCACUUUCAAAUGCUGUCCACUAUAUUUUAAGUGGAUGUUUUACAGCAAUUCCUAGUACUUCUACAUUUUUCAUGAUUAGUGCAAAAAUGUUUGAAAUUAGUAAAAUGGAAGAAAGCAAAAUCUGUGAAUGCUGCUGUCAGUUCUGAUCAUGCUUGUAAUGUCAUUGAAUCUUUUUUUUAAUAUGUCCUCUGUAAAAAAUGAUCUUGCAAAAAAGAAGCAGUUUUGUUUGUUUAGUUCUGGGACUGGUUAACUAGACCAGACUGAAUUAAUAUCCUAAAACCAGCCUAGAAAGUAAAAUGCUCUUAGACUUCAUUGCUUUAUCCAGUGAUAUUAUUGGUUCCAAAUUAAAAUGUAGCUCUAGCACCUAUGUGAAGUACAAUCAUCACAACAUUUGAUGCAUUUUGUUUCAAAUAAAAAAAAAUAAUAAUUUAAUAAAUUGCUUGUUGGUGCCAUAUAAAUGUACAGUAAGUUUGAAAAAAAGGGAUAAAGCUAAAUAAAUAACCAUUUAUAAUA